Molecule: messenger RNA, 399 nt
Organism: Nycticebus coucang (slow loris)
Lineage: Eukaryota; Metazoa; Chordata; Mammalia; Primates; Lorisidae
Product: glycosylation-dependent cell adhesion molecule 1-like
Exons: 3
Coding region: 1-399 (132 amino acids)
Source: RefSeq, a predicted model, not a curated record
AUGAAAUUCUUCACUGUUCUGCAGCUGGUCAGCGUAGUUUCCACCCCACUCGCCAUUCUCUGCCCAAUUCACUGCUAUAGCCAGCCCAGGAUGAACCAUGUCUCCAAUGAGGACUUUUCUAAGGAGACUUUCAUCUCCAGAGAAGAGCUGGUUUCCAAAGAGGUUGUGAUAAAAUCUACCAGACAAAAAAGUCAAACACCUGAGCUGCUUCACCCUGUGCCACAAGAGGACAGUUUCAGAAAUGCUGAGCUUCAAUUAGAAGAGACUAUAGAACUCACUCCCAGGGCUGCAACCACCUCAGAGGGAAAACUGGCCAAACUCAGCCGUAAAAUUGGGAAGAAUCUGGACAAAGCAAUGAAAGAACUAUCUGGAAAGCCUAUGGUGCCAAUGAUGUCGUGA